This is a messenger RNA of Pan troglodytes (chimpanzee), 2205 nucleotides long. RefSeq names its product IQ motif containing D (gene DRC10). The record is from RefSeq and is a predicted model, not a curated record. Gene Ontology annotation, molecular function: protein binding. The transcript has 7 exons. Lineage: Eukaryota; Metazoa; Chordata; Mammalia; Primates; Hominidae. The coding region runs from base 722 to 2071 and encodes 449 amino acids.
CAGCCGAUGCGGUACUCCCUGCCCGCCUCCUUAAGAAGGGGCGGGACGAAGAAUCCACGCCCCUUACUCCUCCCUUGUUCCCCGCCUUACUCGUUGAGUCCAACCCAGAGGGAGUCCCAAGUCUUUCCAUUGGUGAAAGGUCAAAAUGGCGAUGCUUCUGAUUGGUCAGACUUCAGGAGGUGGGGACAACUGAGCGGAACAAUAAAUUGAAUGGUGAAAAGAAAGGUCAGUCAGACACCGAGUCUCGCCUUCUGAGAUUGGCGGGUAACCUAGCAACGCAGGGACCGCGGCGGUAACUGUGGCUAGGGAAACCUGGAGCGGUCAGAGCAGGUAGAACGUCAAGGCUUAGAGAGGUUAAUCGACUUACCCAAAGCCACACAGCGAGGAAGUGGUGAGACACUGGAAUUGCAUUCCAAAUGUGUUUUUCGUUUCCACUUCAGUAAUGAGGAAAUGAAAGCCCAGAAGAUCAAGUGGACUUGCCCAAGGCUAUAUAGCUUGUGAGUCUCAUUCUGUUGCCCAGGCCGGAGUACAGUGAUGAAAACUUGGCUUACUGCAACCUCCGCCUCCUAGGUUCAAGAGAUUCUCAUGCCUCAGCCUCCUGAGUAACUGGGGUUAACCUGAGUAACAGGAUGGCCAGAGACAAUAAAAGCACGAGACCCAAGUAGUCUACCGAAGUCUCCAUCUCUGCGGACCUACAGAGGCACAGAGGGCUGCUCACAAGAUGACUUUAGACAUUCUCGCCAUGGCCCCUUUGUAUCAGGCCCCUGCCAUCAACAGAAUAGGGCCAAAGACAGACCCAUCUAAAAGGCCAGCUGAUCCACUAAAACCCUUGGUUCUCUCUAGGACCAAACUCACCACCAUUGAGGCCAAAAGGAUCAUGUCCAUCCUGGAUGAGGCGAUCUACAAGGUGGAGCUGGUGACCUUGCUGUCGUAUGUGGCAUCCAACAGAGAGGAUAUGGAGGGGAUGCUGGGGGAGGACGUCAUGAGGGCAGUGAGAGAGCAUCAGGAUCUCUGCCAGGUCCUCCUUGAAAACGUCAGGUGCCUGAAAGAGAAAGAAAGGCAAUUGCAGGAGCAGAAAGAGGCUGAGGAGGAAGGGUGGCUCAGAGACCGCCUCCUUUCCAUAGAGCUGCAGAAAUCCAGCCUCUCACCACUUACGCAGCAGAUCAAAGACUCCACCAAGAACGUCCUGAGACUCUUGCUCAGCAACCCCCAGGCUGCUAGGCUCCUGCAGAUGCAGACACAGGGUAGAAGUACGGAAGCCCAGAAUUUUAUUGACAGCCUGAUAGAGCUCCGUGGUUUCCUGUUUGAAAAACUACUCACUAGUCCCAUGGAAGCGAGGGAUAAGGCCCAGUUCUUACAGGAUAUCAGUAGACAGAAUAGUAAUAACCAACAAAUCAUUGAUACUCUUGAAAAGGAAUUGGCGGAGAGAAUGAAGAACAGGAAUGCAGAGGUGGAAAAGGAGAACUUUGUGAUCCAAGAACUGAAAAACCACCUGCACCAGGUGCUCAAGUUCUCAGAGAACAGCCUCGUUCGCACUAAGCAGGAGGCUGAGAAGCAGCAGAAGGCCGAUUUCCGGGCAUCACAGGCCAGGGUGGCCAAGAUCCAGCAGGAGAUCCUGCAGCUGCAGUCACAGUUUUACAACCUGGUCAUGGAGAACCGGGAGGCAGAGCAGGCGCUGAGGAAGAAGAAAUAUAAAGUGGAAACGGAAAUCGAGAACUGGAUCCAGAAAUAUGAUACAGAGAUGGGUGAGAAGCAGGAGGAGUUGGAGGAUCUGGACGCUGUUCACAGGGAGGAGAAGAUCUCGCUGGAGGAGCUCAGGCGGAGGCACAAAGUGCUGGUGGGAGAGUUUGCACAGAUCCGGGAAGAGCGGGAGAUCAACUCCAAGAAAAGGAUGGAGGCGGAGCAGGAGAUGGUGCGCAUGGUACGGGCGGCCACGCUCAUCCAGGCCCUAUGGAAGGGCUAUCUGGUGCGCUCCCUGCUCAGAUCCAAGAAGAAGCGGGGCAAGGGCAAAGCAAAGGACAAGGAGAAGGGCAAGCAGAAAGGCAAGGAGAAGGGCAAGGGCAAGAAAUGAGCUCUCCACCCAGCCCGCUCCUGACCCUUAUCUUCCCAGAGACCGGGCCAGGAAGGCCCGGGAUGGAGAGCACUAAAUUCAUGGCUUUCAUGUUUUUAUUUAAUAAAUUAAAAAGUAUUUGAAGCCACAUUGAA